CCUCCCUCCUUCCCUGGAUGAAACCCCUUCAGCCCAGGCAUUGAGCCCCCGCUGGAGGCAGAGGGCUGUGCUGAGCGCUUCCCACGGUCCAGCACCACAGAAGAAGAAGAAGAAGAAGAAGAAGAAGAAUGCCGUUUGAGCGCUUAGGAGGCGGAGAUGAGUUCUCAACAGUUUCCCCGUUCUGGAGCCCCUUCUACUGGGCUGGGCCAAGCUCCAUCCCAGAUUUCCAGUACCGGGUCCGCAGGACUGAUAAACCCGACAACCGCAGCAGUCAAUGAGGAGUCCAGUCGAGAUUCCGAAGUCCCUCCCAGGGAGCACCUGGGGCCCGGUAGCUCCCUCCAGUCUCGCGAAGAAAAGCAAGAGCCCGUGGUGGUGCGGCCCUAUCCCCAGGUCCCGCAGGUCCCCCAGGCCCCGCAGGUCCCCCAGGUGCAGGUGUUGACUCAGCACCACGCCGUCUCGUCCGCCGCUCCCGUCACCGUCACGGCCCCGCCGGCUCACCUCCCCUCGGCCGUACCGCUCUCCUUUUCCGAAGGGCUCAUGAAGCCUCCCCUGAAACCCACCAUGCCUAGUCGGCCUAUCGCUCCUGCUCCUCCUUCUACCCUGUCAGUUCCGCCCAAGGUUCCCGGCCAGGUCACCGUCACCAUGGAAAGCAGCAUCCCGCAGGCCUCCGCCAUUCCCGUAGCGACAAUCAGUGGACAACAGGGGCACCCCAGUAACUUGCACCACAUCAUGGCGGCAAACGUGCAGAUGUCCAUCAUCCGCAGUAGUGCUCCCGGCCCGCCCCUUCACAUAGGAGCGUCCCAUUUACCCCGAGGUGCAGCUGCUGCCGCUGUGAUGUCCAGUUCCAAAGUAACUACAGUCCUGCGGCCGACCUCACAGUUGCCAAAUGCGGCUACGGCUCAACCGGCAGUCCAACACAUCAUUCACCAACCGAUCCAGUCUCGACCUCCCGUGACCACCUCGAACACCAUCCCUCCUGCUGUGGUGGCGACAGUUUCAGCCACAAGAGCUCAGUCUCCAGUCAUUACUACAACAGCAGCACAUGCUACAGAUUCAACUCUUAGUCGGCCAACUUUGUCUCUCCAGCAUCCACCUUCUGCAGCGAUAAGUAUUCACCGGCCUACGCAGUCGAGGGAUGCAGCAACCCGAAUCACGUUACCGUCUCACCCAGCCAUAGGGACCCAGAAACAGCAGCUUCAUACCAUGGCUCAGAAAACCAUCUUUAGUACUGGUACACCAGUAGCAGCAGCGACAGUGGCUCCCAUUUUGGCAACUAACACCAUUCCUUCAGCAACCACCGCAGGAUCUGUGUCGAACACGCAAGCGCCCACAAGUACUAUUGUCACCAUGACAAUGCCCUCACACUCAUCCCAUGCUACUGCUGUGACCACCUCAAACAUCCCAGUCGCUAAAGUGGUCCCUCAACAGAUUACGCACACGUCCCCCAGGAUUCAACCUGAUUACCCAACGGAGAGGAGUAGCCUUAUUCCCAUUUCUGGACAUCGGGCCUCUCCAAAUCCGGUUGCAAUGGAAACCCGAAACGACAACAGGCAGUCUGUUCCUGUUCAGUUCCAAUAUUUCUUGCCAACGUACCCUCCUUCGGCCUACCCGCUGGCUGCUCACACGUACACCCCAAUCACCAGUUCUGUAUCUACGAUACGACAGUAUCCAGUUUCAGCUCAGGCCCCGAACUCUGCAAUCACAGCUCAGACUGGUGUCGGAGUGGCCUCCACGGUGCACCUCAACCCCAUGCAGUUGAUGACAGUGGAUGCGUCUCAUGCCCGACACAUCCAAGGGAUCCAGCCGGCACCGAUCAGCACGCAGGGGAUCCAGCCGGCACCUAUUGGAGCACAAGGGAUCCAACCGGCACCGAUUGGAACACAGGGACUUCACUCAGCCACGCCAAUUAACGCACAGGGACUUCAGCCGGCACCACUGGGUGCUCAGCAGCCCCAGACGGAAGCGAAAACUUCAGCAGUAGUGUUAGCCGAAGGGACAACGAUCGUAGCCAACCCUAUCAGUAACGCAUUCAAUGCAGCUCCAGCAGCUACUACGGUGGUGCAGACCCACAGCCAGACUGCCAGCACCAGCGUUCCCGCCCAGGGCUCGUCCCCUCGUCCGAGCAUCCUCCGGAAGAAACCAGCCACAGACGGAACGGCAGUUCGGAAAAACCUCAUUCCACCUCAACCUCCUGAGGUUGCCAACCCUCGAGUGGAGAGUUCUCUGCGGACCACGUCUGGAUCCCCCAGGCCUGCAGGCUCCAAGCCUAAAUCGGAAAUCCACGUUUCUAUGGGCGCUCCAGUGACGGUAUCUGUGGAGGCCGUGUCCAAUCAGAGUGGGGAACAGCCCACCAUCGCCGUCCCGCCCACUUCUCAGCCGCCCCCGUCUGCCAUUCCUACCAUCAUGGCGGCAGCCAGCCCGCCAUCGCAGCCGGCCGCUGCCCUGUCCGGCAUUCCAGGCGCGGUGCCCGUCACUUCGCCCGUCCCCACCCUCGCAGCCGCUCCGCCGCCGUCAGUGGUCGGAAGCGCCCUCUCCGCUGUUUUGGGGCCCGCGGUACCUGAGAUCAAGAUUAAAGAAGAAAUGGAGCCGAUGGACAUAAUGCGGCCCGUCUCCGCAGUUCCCCCGUUGACUCCGAACGCUGUGUCUCCGUCUCUCGCGCUGCUGGCCAACAACCUGUCUCUGCCUCCGAGUGACUUGCCACCCGGUGCCUCCCCGAGGAAAAAACCCCGGAAGCAACAACACGUGAUUUCAACCGAGGAGGGCGACAUGAUGGAAACAAAUAGCACCGAUGAUGAGAAAUCCACUACCAAGAGUCUGCUGGUGAAGGCUGAGAAGCGAAAGUCUCCUCCCAAGGAGUAUAUCGAUGAGGAAGGUGUGAGGUACGUCCCUGUACGUCCGAGACCCCCCAUUACUCUGCUCCGCCAUUACCGGAAUCCCUGGAAAGCUGCUUAUCACCACUUUCAGAGAUACAGUGAUGUCAGAGUCAAAGAGGAGAAGAAGGCCAUGUUGCAGGAGAUUGCCAAUCAGAAAGGAGUAUCCUGCCGGGCUCAAGGCUGGAAAGUUCACCUCUGUGCGGCCCAGUUACUGCAGUUGACUAAUCUGGAGCACGACGUGUACGAGAGACUCACCACCUUGCAAGAAGGAAUAAUCCCUAAGAAAAAGGCAGCAACAGAUGAUGACCUACACCGAAUAAAUGAACUGAUACAGGGUAAUAUGCAGAGAUGUAAACUUGUGAUGGAUCAAAUCAACGAAGCCAGAGACUCCAUGCUGAAAGUUUUAGAUCACAAAGAACGUGUUCUGAAGCUUCUAAACAAGAACGGAACUGUCAAGAAAGUGUCCAAAUUAAAGCGAAAGGAAAAAGUCUAAGCCCAAAGGCAUCUGGACUGUGGAAACAGAAUCUGUGAACGGUGGUGUUUAGGUUUGGGGGCGGGGGGACUUUUCCGGUUGCGUUUUAAGUGGAACAUUCACGGACAGGAAGAUUUCCAGAGUUCCAGACGAGGCGAGGGACCGACCUGGCCCGCUGAACAAAGACCUUCCUUUCGGGCUCAUCUGUUUCCAACUCGCUUGGCGGUCACGUAUUUGUUUAGAGCCCUCCUGUCGUGUCAGCGCCUACCCAUCGGAACCGGUGACGCCAACGUGAGGCAGGCGGGUCUGGGCCUUCCGUCCGACCCCCUCUAGGACGGGCCGUCCCAGUGGAUUCCCGCCUGCGGAACGGGGACCGAAAGCGGCGGCUUGGACCACUGGAAGCGUCUCGACCCUGAAGACGAAGCCCCUUACGGUCCCCCUCCCCCCUCCCCUCCCGCCCGUCGCCAGUCGUCGUCCCUUCGGACCGUCGGAGUGUCCGAAGUAGCCUUGUAAAACCGGUGCCCCGGCGCUGGGAGAUCUGCCAGAUUUCCGACCUACCUUGGUUUUGAACCUCUAGCUUUGGUCAUUUUUUAAAACAACCAUUUCCAAGUGAUUUUUGUGGUAUCGUUUGUCUGUUCUGCGUGUGUCAAAGUUGGGUUUUUGUGAUGGUUCGGGGCAGGCAACGGCGGCGGUGCUCUGGGAUCCUUCUUUUGAAGUACUUUCUUGCAACACAGUACUUCCUGUAGCUGGUGUGAUGCUGUUAACUGUAUGUACCACAUACAUCCUCCAAACAUUAAUAAAGGACUCAAAGAGGUUUUUGUACAUCGA
Molecule: messenger RNA, 4173 nt
Organism: Ornithorhynchus anatinus (platypus)
Lineage: Eukaryota; Metazoa; Chordata; Mammalia; Monotremata; Ornithorhynchidae
Gene: SAP130
Product: Sin3A associated protein 130
Exons: 21
Coding region: 157-3366 (1069 amino acids)
Biological process (GO): negative regulation of transcription by RNA polymerase II
Cellular component (GO): Sin3-type complex
Source: RefSeq, a predicted model, not a curated record